CCUCUCGCACUCUCACACACCACAACACUCAUUCCUUCUGCACCUUAUUCCACAAACAAACCUUGAGAGAGAGAGAGAGAGAGAGAGAGAACAUGGUUAUGUCUGUAUUGCUUCGAUUUAUAUAUCCACCACCACCUUCAUUGUUCGUAACUGCCAUGUCUGUGAUCAGCGCUGCAUCUUUGGCCAACGCCGGGAUUUCGGAAAUCAAAGGCAAACACAUGCAGUAUUCUAAGUUCUGGAACAACAACAACAACAACAACAACAACAACAACAACAACAUUGGUAGUAAUAAUUCUCAAAAAUCUUCUUCUUCUUCUUCGGCCAAGCGGACCAAACUGUCCACCAAAACAGGUAUGCUAAUUGCGUACACGCCGGCGUUACUCGCCAGCGCCGCUUCCUUCGUCAUUUUCCCCAACGAGGGUUUUAGGUUCUUGUUGGUCAAUUCUGCUCUAAGCAUCCAUUUCUUCAAGAGGCUUUUUGAGGUUUUAUUCAUUCACAAAUACAGCAGUGUGAUGUACCUUGAUGUUGCAAUUCCAAUCUCUCUCAGCUACUUCAUCUCCACAUCAACCAUGAUCUAUGCCCAACACCUAACCCUAGGGUUCCCCGAGCCGCCACUUGAUCUUAAGGAUGCCGGAAUUUCGAUGUUUUUAAUGGGUAUAUCUGGUAACUUGUACCACCAUUACCUCCUCUCUAAACUGAGGAAACGAGGUGAUAAAGGGUACAAGAUCCCCAAAGGUGGCUUGUUUGAUCUAGUGAUAUGUCCACACUAUCUUUUUGAAAUAUUAGGGUUUAUAGGGAUCUCUUGCAUUUCUCAAACUCUCUAUGCAUUCUCAUUCACCCUAGGCACCACUAUCUACUUGAUGGGGAGGAGUUAUGCCACUAGGAAAUGGUACCUUACAAAGUUUCAAGACUUUCCCAAGAAUAUCAAGGCUCUUAUUCCAUUUGUCCUCUAGAAUAAAAAUGAAAAUGUGGAAAUAUAAAUUUAGGAUAAAGUUAGUAUUAAGUCAUAUAUAUAAAGAUAUGACACAUUUUUUAGAUUUGAUAUAUGAAAUGAGAUUAAAAGCCAGAGUAGUUAGGCUUAUGCCAUAAGUUUGUUGAUCAAUAAUUUUUUGUUUGUGAAAAACUUUACUGUUCAUCUUUGUGCUC
This is a messenger RNA of Camellia sinensis, 1146 nucleotides long. RefSeq lists its product as uncharacterized. NCBI's taxonomy places the organism in Eukaryota, Viridiplantae, Streptophyta, Magnoliopsida, Ericales, Theaceae. Gene Ontology annotation, molecular function: oxidoreductase activity, acting on the CH-CH group of donors. Gene Ontology annotation, biological process: lipid metabolic process. The record is from RefSeq and is a predicted model, not a curated record.